Pyricularia grisea is the source of this 1701-nucleotide messenger RNA. RefSeq lists its product as uncharacterized. Gene Ontology annotation, biological process: protein peptidyl-prolyl isomerization; protein polyubiquitination. The record is from RefSeq and is a predicted model, not a curated record. Lineage: Eukaryota; Fungi; Ascomycota; Sordariomycetes; Magnaporthales; Pyriculariaceae. Gene Ontology annotation, cellular component: catalytic step 2 spliceosome. Gene Ontology annotation, molecular function: peptidyl-prolyl cis-trans isomerase activity; ubiquitin-ubiquitin ligase activity. The coding region runs from base 1 to 1701 and encodes 566 amino acids. The transcript has a single exon.
AUGGGGAAGGGCACCGACAAAUUGUACAUCACUCAUUCGGAAUGGGCGUCGUCGGAUUCCUUCUCGGCUAGCAGCGGCGCCCGGGACCGGCCCGGCGAGGGACGGUUCAAGAAGCUCCCCUUCAACUUUUGCGCCGCAAGUCUGCAGCCAUUCAAGAACCCCGUGUGCACCAGUGACGGAACGAUAUUCGACGUCGAGGUGAUCGGGGCAUGGCUCGAAAAGUACAAGACGAACCCCGUCGACGGCGAGCCGCUGGCCGCGCGGGACCUGAUCAAGCUCAACUUUGCGCGCAACGCCCAGGACGACCUGAUCGAUCCGGUCUCGUACAAGGUCUUCACCGACAACACGCACAUCGUCGCCGUGCGGCACGGCACUUACGCCAACGUUUUCGCGUGGGACACUGUCGAGCGCAUGAACAUCAAGGCCAAGAUGUGGCGGGACCUGGUCGACGAUGCAGAGUUUGGCCGCGCCGACAUCAUCACCCUUCAGGACCCACAAAACGCAGCGGCGAGGGACCUGUCGCGGUUCAAACACCUAAAGGACGGCGGGGAGGCCCUGCAGACCAGGGAGCAGGAGGAGGAGAGGAAGGCAGGCAACGUCAACGUCGACGCCCUGGGGAGGAUAGGCGAGAAGGUCCUUCGAGCCAAGGAGGCGGUCGAGAAGGCGCGCAAGGCGAGGGAGGCUGGUGUUGAUGUGAACGCCACAACAAAGAGCAAGGCAUUGCUAGCAAAGGCUUCCAGCUCAGCAAAUGGUCGACAAGCAACACAAUCACAGGCAGCCAGGAAACUACCUGCAAACGCGGCUGCAUACACAACGGGCAAAGCCGCAGCGUCUUUUACCAGCACUAGCCUUACACCUGAGACAAGCGGCGAGAGAGCACUGCUGUCAAACGAGGAAUGGAUGCUCAAGCCCAAGCGGGUAAAGAACCAAGGGUACGCCAGGAUAGAAACAAACAGUGGGGACUUGACAGUUGAGCUGCACACCGAUACCGCGCCAAAGGCAGUGUGGAAUUUUGUCAAAUUGGCCCAAAAGGGCUACUACGACGGCAUUACGUUUCACCGCAACAUCCGCAACUUCAUGAUACAGGGCGGCGACCCCACGGGCACUGGUCGAGGCGGCAGUAGCAUAUGGGGCAAGAAUUUUGAAGACGAGUUCGAUGGGCCCCGUACGCACAAUGCAAGAGGCAUCAUGAGCAUGGCAAACAAGGGCAAGAACACAAACAGCUCGCAAUUUUUCAUCACCUACCGGGCGACGAAACACCUGGACCGCAAGCACACUAUUUUCGGCAGGGUUGUGGAGGGGUUGGAUGUGCUAGACAAGCUGGAGGAUAUACCGACGGAUGGGUCUGAUAGGCCGCUGCACAAGAUUACCAUCAACAAGGUCACGGUUUUUAUUGACCCAUUCGAGGAGUUCCUCAAAGAGAAAGGCCAAAAGGAAGAGGCCGAGGCGCAGAAGGCUGAACAACAGCGGCAGGGAGGGUCCUACGAUGAUCAUGUCACCUGGACGGGGAAGAGGAUCAGGGGAGAUAACGGACAGGCUUUGUCCAAGGAUACCAGUGUCGGUAAAUACUUGAAUAUAGAGGGCACCAAAAACGACAAGUCAGCGGCAGAUGAUGGUGUAGGGUUGGAGGCAGAAGACUGGGGACAACCAGCGAAGAAAAAGAUGAAGUCGGGUGGCUUUGGCAACUUUGACAGUUGGUAG